AUGGAACUUGAGGGUGCACAUGAAGUAACAGAGACCAUUCGAACGAUAUUCUUUUACCCGAAGUGGAAGUAUGAAGAAUUUCACAAACAUCCGAAUUCAACCAUUGCCGAAGCUUUUCGGAAAGGUUACGAGGUGGUUUACGAUCUUGACAACACGAUGGAAAUCUAUCACUGGAAUCGUUUCUCUAAUCAAACGAUUACGAUCGAUCCUCGCAACCUCCUAGUACCGGACGAGAUUCGUGAUUUGCAUGGUUUCGAGAUAGAGCUGUAUCAAUUGAAACACCAUACCAUAGUAAUGACCUUCGACGCAUACCUUUUAGAGCAGAUUUGCAGGAAGAUAAACGCCACUGCUGUCGUGACGGAUGUUUUUUCAAGUCGUGCAAUGAUGUUACCAUUAAUAGGCAUGCAUGGCAUCAUGUUGAGGGGGUUAGUACUUGGAGUUGGAAACAUAUUUUUGGCAGUCAACGUUCCUCGAGCCAAGCCCAAGUCAAUCAUGUCGAUACUGAUCGAUCCCUUCGACAUGUACACAUGGAUCACAUACUUCCUACUAGUUCUUACAAUGGCCAUUACCCUCGCCUUGUUUGGAGAACUUCUUGGGAGGCGCCGUUUCUAUGAGAUAGUCCUUGAGCUGUUCAUGAUUUCCCUCGCUGGUCCGUCAAGAGCAUAUGGAGGAUCAUUCGAAAAUCGAAUGAUCACUGUAUUCUGUCUAAUGGGAAUAGUGCUCGUAUCGUCCUAUCAAUCACUUGUGAUCUCCUUCAUGUCUUUCGCGCGCUAUCCUCCCGAGAUUAACACCCUGGCGGAGAUACAAGAACGGUGCAUUUUUAAGGAUGACAAGGACUCACAAUUUUUCAACUUUAAGAAAUAUCCGAAUGGUUCCUUUCCAGGCAGUGAAAACGUGUGUUCAUUUGAAAUGGGACGCGAUAACGAACAACGUACCAUAAUGGUAGCUUCAAAUGUUAUCUUCGACAGGCGCUUGUUUUACGUUGAAGACUACGUACGACACAGAGUCCAAAAUGUUCGCUACGCCAACACCAAAUUUUUCGAGUAUCAGUUAUGCUACAUUAUUAAUCCGCAUCUACGAAAGUUGUUUAAAUUCUAUAUUCAGGCUAUUUUUGAAUCAGGUAUCUAUGAUCAUUACUACAACAACAAAUCACUACCCAGCUGGUUAGUGAAUGAAAAGCACGACACUUUUGUCGAGCGAGUCGUGAAAAUAAGAGAUCUUACAUUGCUGUGGUUUGCAUAUGGGUGCGGUACCUUACUGAGUGUAGUACUUUUCUUCGUUGAAAAAGUUAUUUAUGUUAAACUUGAGCGAUAA
Anopheles marshallii is the source of this 1314-nucleotide messenger RNA. RefSeq lists its product as uncharacterized. Bases 1 to 1314 code for a protein of 437 amino acids. The record is from RefSeq and is a predicted model, not a curated record. The transcript has 2 exons. Lineage: Eukaryota; Metazoa; Arthropoda; Insecta; Diptera; Culicidae.